Molecule: messenger RNA, 3972 nt
Organism: Dendroctonus ponderosae (mountain pine beetle)
Lineage: Eukaryota; Metazoa; Arthropoda; Insecta; Coleoptera; Curculionidae
Product: DC-STAMP domain-containing protein 2
Exons: 14
Coding region: 86-3517 (1143 amino acids)
Cellular component (GO): membrane
Source: RefSeq, a predicted model, not a curated record
AUUAACGCCAGAAUGAUCAAAUCUCAAUCUGACUGGAAUUAUUCAAAUGUCACAUAGAUAAGUCUUAAGUGAAGCAGCCAAAAAAAUGGCUUUUGUGAGCCUAAUUUUCUCUGCUCAGAAAUUGAAGAAGCUUCAACAGGCCCUUGAAGAAGAAAAGCUCGACGCGAUCAAGGCAAAUGAGGAUAAAACGUUCAAGAAAAAGUUCAAAUUCCGCCACAUCGGCUUCGACAUUAAAGAAGCCCUAAAGAACGGUUUCCGAAGAGCUUUUAAGUGCUCUGAAGGUUCUCCUGGUUACCAAACCUGCUACAAACUAGGACAUGAAGGCAGUUGCGAAAAUUUCGUCCUCAAAAGCGCCUUGGGUUUCGUUGGGGGGAUUUUCCUCACGUAUUUUCUGUACGUUAUUUUCAUUUUUCAGUUAAACAUUAGACUUACUAGUGCGACGGUGAUUUGUUCACUUUUCGGUUGCGUUCUGACCGUAGGAUUAGCCUUUAGUUCUAAAGUGAGAUGUAUAGUUUUACUGACUUUGCCCCAGUUUUUUUCCAAACGAGGCAGACAGGCUUUGCUAGCCUAUGCUUUCGUCCUAGCCCUAACCGGGCCCGCCCAAAACACCCUCAACAAUUUGGGAAUUUUGAGUGAAUCUCUAGCUUGCGGCCAAGAACAAUUAAAACAAGCGGUGAAACAAAUCAUCGACGUAAUUAAGAAGCCGUUCAUGACCAUUAAGGAAGCAAUCAAGAAAGUAGUCAAAACGGUGAAAGAAGUUGUGAAAAAAAUCAAGGAGAUCCUGCUGAAAAUCAAACGGAUUGUCAUGGCUAUCGUGCGGGUAAUCAAAUCAGUGUUCGAAUUCCUGGGGAAAAUCCUCAACAUUUGCAACAAAGAAUUGGGCACGCCAUUUGAGCGAUGUUCCAGGGUUUUCGAAAAUGCCAUCGCCGAUUGCAACGCCAAGUUAGGACCUCUUUUCAACUGGCUCUGCUCGCUGGCCUACAUUGUUAAGGCCGUUUGCUACAUCGUGAAAGUCUUCGAUUAUGUUUGCAUGAUCGUGGACUUCAUCAGCAAUUCCGUCGUUGGAGUGAUCAUAAGAAAAAUCAAAAUCUUUGUGCGCCACAUCAAAACCAUGUUCUACGUUCGAAUCAAAUUCGCGCACUCUUUCGAAUACAAGACGAUUUCCUCGAAGAGUCUCAAAGACAUUGCAAAGGAAAUAGUUGCGGAAAUCAAAGACCGAAGUCGCGGAAUUGUGGCUUUUUUCAAUUUUAUGACUUCCGCCAGCAUGCUGUUUCUCAUGUAUCUGGUGUUCCAAGUGGCUUACUACAGAUUCAAGUACCUGACCAGUGAAAGAUACGACAACAUCUACAUCAACCAGUAUUUUCGGGAAAUUGACCAACGGCGGGCGAAAUCAGGCAAAGAAACCGUCCUGCCGCUAACAAAAAAAGAAAAACUAACUUAUGUGCCGAUUAACUCGGGCGCAUUAGCAAAGACCGAAAGACGCAGCCUCUCAAAGAACGCCACCAAACUAGCUACAGCUUCAGUCAAGCUGGGGACUCACAUGGCAGCUGAUUACAUCCUGUUCUGGGUGCUCACUCUCAUAUCCCACCAUGCAAGAUACCAGUCCAAAAUCCAAGCUCCAAACCUCCCAGUGGCUCACAUCACUGGAGAAGGAUUCAUCGCCAAACUGCUUCGAUCAAUCGUGAACGCUUUUCAGCCAGUUGGGAUCAAGCUGGAGAUUGACACAGUGCCUUGCUUACCAAUCCCUAUUCCUCCAGACUUCGAUAGAUACGUCCAAAUUGGCAUCACCAUCGCGAUUUGCUGGAUUCUCACAAUACUCGAACCAUAUGGGCUAAGGUUCCGCAACUACAUAAUGGGUUACUACCAUCCGCUCCGGGCAAAGCAGCGCACCAUCUGGCUCUACAACCACCUGUUGAGGUCCAGGACCUCAUUUCUGCUUCUAACCAGGCGGAAGCUUCGCAAAAGGUUUGGCAUGAAGGGCGGUUCUGGUGAAACGAGUUGCAAAGACCUACUCAGAUCGAAGCUGAAAUGUGGAAUUUUCAAGAUUUGCCUGGGAAGCGACUUGCAGCUCGCCUGCCUCCUAUGCGGAGAUGUCUUCCACGAAGCUGAAAAGGAGAAGUUUGUAAAAUGCUCCACUCCUCAAUGUCCAGGGCUUUUUUGCGUUGAAUGCUUCGCUGAUUUGAGCAACAUCUGCCCCAUAUGCCUUUCCCCAUUGGAGUAUGGCGAUAUUGACGAUGCUGACGAAGAAAAGGAUUCGUCGGGCGAUGAGCCGCCUGCAGAUAAACCUAAAAAGAAACCCCGCUGCCCCUGGGUGCCUUGCGGGGCCCCAAAAUCUCAAGAUGAGAGUGAGGAUGACGAAAAACCUCUCAUCACCAAAGACGGGGACGUAAAAUCUGAAGCAGCAGAAGAAGGAGAUUCUUCUUCAGAUUACUCGUACAGCUACCAGUACGACAGCGACCUGGACUCCAAACAACCGCUUCCAAAACCGACUGUAUGGAAAGACCUGGAAAUGCAAGCUGGGCUUGAAGAAGCAAGCAUGCAGACUUUCCUGGAGGAGGAAGAACUGCUGUGCAUUGAUCUGGAUAAUCGGGUGCACGUCCCGAAGAAGCAUGCAGCUUUGGUAAGAAUGGACAUACGUGCAGAACCUGAUCCUGAACCUGAAGAAACUGAAACGAUUGAACUGGAAAUCGACAAUCUGCUGCAAGUGCCCAAAAAAAGCACUGCCCAAGUCCAGUUGGAUGUAACCGCCACAGCUGACGCAGGCUCCUGCACAUGCUCAGCCUCUUCCAGUACUAGACACGUGGAAUUCAUUGGUCUUCCUCAGGAAGUUAAAGAGUUUCAUAAAAAAGUGCGACGUCUCAAGGAUUUUCCAUGCAUCUGCUCUGACUUGGAAGAUGUUGAGGAACUACCAAAGAGCACCAUGUCAACCAGUACGCGAUCGGACUGCCAGUUCUGCAGAUGCCCGGCAAUCGAAAUCCGAUCCACUUUAACAGCAGGCUCAGAAACUGAGGAAGAUCUAAAGAAUAUAGUCCCCAGGCUGGACCUUUCCUUCCUGAAAGAACGAGAUGAUGUCUGCAGCUGUGAGGACAAUCACAUCUUAAGCAGCAGAUUCGGCUAUGUAACAUACGAAGAAAUUUGCGAAACACCGCGAGCAUCUCCCUCCACUAGGAGCCUUGAAUCAUCCACUCUUAUAUCGAGCUUGCAACACUCUCCCAGUUCAGACGCUGAUGCUUCUCCAGCUGUAAGACGCAGAAAGAGACAUCAGCAAGAGAACUAUCCAGAAGUAGAUUCUUCUAGUUCCAUGGACAGUUUGGAGUUCAACCGGGCUCAGACUAGAAGAGUUCGGCAGUACUAUGAAGCGACCAGGCAAAUAGAGCCCGGCUCGAGGCCCCAGUGCAGCAAAGGAAAGACAUCCAUCAUCGACAUGUUCCGGAAACUCCUGCCAAAGGUAUCGUACAACUUACCUGCUGAAAAUUUGUCCAACAUGACAUUCGAUGUGGCAGUUUACCGGGGUUAAGGGUGUGGUUUUUGAUCAAAUUUUAGCGAAAAACAGCGCAGAAUUACUUGCCACUGCACCGUCGAGAGGUGGACGACGAAGUCCAAAUCCAGUCCUAUAAUUACAACAGACGCAACUGGGACACGAUAAGUAUAGACACAAAUUCUCCAACUUAUCCAUUUGGAAGCCAGGGAUCCAGCGACACUUCCGACGAAGAAGAGAAGCUAUUGGGACCAAAGCGAAUCAGAGGAGGAGAGUGCGUUCAUUUGAUCAAUUGCAAACUCAUUGGCAGAGAGUGUCGCGUGAAGAAACGAGUCAGAUCUUUUGAUGCAAAGAGUCGCACAAGGCUUAAGGACUUUUCAACGCUCUCCCUGCCACCAAAACCCAAACCUGCCAAUGCGAAAGAACUCAUUUCGCGUUACUUUCCCCAUAAUGCCCUAGAAGAGAGGACAACUGAAAAACGAGGCUGUUCAAUG